GUGGCUCCCGGCUCCUUCAGGCCUCGGGCGGGCCCUCGCAAGCGGCCACGUGCUCCCGCCAGUCCCCUGGGCAGCCCCUGCAGCUGCGGCCCCUUGGUGGCCGUGGCCCAGGAGCUGCAGCAUCUGAUGCUGCUGCUCUGGGAUGGCAAGGGGACACGUGCGCCGCUCUACUCGGGGAUGUGGCGGGCGUUGUGGAGGGAACUGGAGGAGCUGGUGAAGCGGGGCCACCUGCCCCGCUGUGGCUCGUCCGGCUCCACGCGAAGCCCCCAUCCCUCGGAGAGGCCUCCCUCCACACCUGGGAGAGCCUCAGCCCUUGCAAGGAUGGCACAGCAGCGGAGAGUCGCCAUCCAUGCAGGGGCCUCAGGCUGUCAGAGAGCCUCCAUCCUGCCAGGAGCCUCUGCUAUCUCUGACAGCCUCCAUCCCUGGCAGAGGCUCAGUGAGACCUGUCAGCCUGCGCAAGGCGCAGAGCCCCUGGACAGGUCUCCCAGCUCCCUUGGACUCCCGGGCGCAAGCCUGACCAUUGAUGUGGCCAGGGAAAGUCCACAAGUCCAAACGGGAGCCCAGCCCGAGGCAGGGGAGCCUUGUCGGGAGCAGCUGGUGGAGCGGCAAGCGUCCUGGAGCCGGCAGUUGCCGGCCCACAGCUGCCCGGACGCUGUGCCGGUUGUGGCAGCUGGCAACAGCCCCAGCCUGGUGGUGGAGACGAGCCUCGAGACACCAAGGGGCUUCCUCCAUCUCCAGGAAGCUGCUCCAAGACGGCCCUCGAGCAGCACCAAGGCCUCCCUAAGAGCAGCUGCUCCUGGCACCCCCCCGUGCCAAACCUCGGGCUGUAGCCCCGGCCGUCCUCGACAGCAGGGGGCAGCACACGACGCCGGGGACAGCGACGGUGCCGCCUUGCCGCCUUGCCGCACCACGCCUCCUGCAGCCGCCUCUGCGCUCUGCCCCGCCCCGUCUGUGCCGCUGGCCAGCCCGACGGCUACCGAUAGGCGGUGGCCGCUGCCCGGCGCGCAGCGGGAAGCAGGGCAAAAGAAGCAGCUGCAGGAGCUGUACCAGCUGGGCCCGCAGCUGGGAAGCGGCGGCUUUGGCACCGUUUUCGCAGGCACCCGCAUCUGGGACGGGAGCCCGGUGGCCAUCAAACGCGUGGCCCGGGAGAGCGUCCUGCAGUGGGACGAGCUGCCCGACGGCACCCGUGUUCCUCUGGAGAUCGUGCUCAUGGAGAAGGUGGGCUCUGGCUGCCGCUCAAUCAUCCAGCUCCUCGACUGGUUUGAGCUGCCUGACAGCUUCCUGCUGGUCAUGGAGCGCCCGGAGGCAUCUCGGGAUCUCCUGCACUUGCUGCUGGAGCAGGAGUUCCUGAGCGAGGAGGUGGCGCGCUGGCUUUUGCGCCAGGUGCUGGAGGCCGUGUGGCACUGCACCGCCUGCGGCGUCCUGCACCGCGACAUCAAGCCGGAGAACCUCCUCGUGGACCCGGAGAGCGGCGAGCUGAAGCUCAUCGACUUCGGUUGCGGCACCUUCCUCCAGGAGCGCGCCUUCACACGAUUUGCCGGAACACGCGUGUACAGCCCACCCGAGUGGAUCGGCCUUGGCUGCUACCACGGCCAUUCGGCCACCGUCUGGUCCCUGGGUGUGCUGCUGUACGAAAUGGUCUGCGGGAGCCUCCCCUUCAGGGACGACCGCGCCAUCGUGUCGGGGCAGCUCGUCUUCCGGCGCCAGGUCUCUCCAGAGUGUGAACAUCUGGUCCGCUGGUGCUUGUCCAAGCACCCCGCCGACAGGCCAGAGCUGGAGCAGAUCUUCUGGCACCCUUGGGUGUGGGGCGGGCAUUUUUGAUGCCUGGCCGGAGCCUGUGUAGCACCUGGUUACAACGUCUCAUGCAGGACCCCAAAAAUAAAACAAGCAGAAUCCC
This is a messenger RNA of Oenanthe melanoleuca, 1897 nucleotides long. Its product is annotated as serine/threonine-protein kinase pim-3-like. Gene Ontology annotation, molecular function: protein serine/threonine kinase activity; ATP binding. Gene Ontology annotation, cellular component: cytoplasm. The transcript is spliced from 7 exons. The record is from RefSeq and is a predicted model, not a curated record. Bases 127 to 1821 code for a protein of 564 amino acids. NCBI's taxonomy places the organism in Eukaryota, Metazoa, Chordata, Aves, Passeriformes, Muscicapidae. Gene Ontology annotation, biological process: negative regulation of apoptotic process; protein autophosphorylation; regulation of mitotic cell cycle.